Molecule: messenger RNA, 432 nt
Organism: Aegilops tauschii subsp. strangulata
Lineage: Eukaryota; Viridiplantae; Streptophyta; Magnoliopsida; Poales; Poaceae
Source: RefSeq, a predicted model, not a curated record
AUGGAGGACCUGCACUCUUGGCUCCACCAGCGCCGCCGCUGCCGCUUCUGCUUCUGCUCCCCGCUCGCCCACGGCGCAGGUCUGUCUUCUGAAUUUACAGGUGAUGUCUGUCUGUUGAAGCAAGCAGUGAAGGUGUUCGACGCCACCGUGGGCAUGCUCAUAAACGCCACGGCGGAUUACGCGGCCACGAACUCCUCCAGGCGGUUCGGCACAGGGGAGGAGGGGUUCGAGACGAUCGACAAGGCGAAACCCAAGAUUUACGGUCUGGUGCGGCCGGAUAUGUCACCGGCCGAUUGCCGGGGCUGCCUCACAGAUAUCAUCACGUACAUCCCCCAGUACUUCACCGGGAGGCAGGGUGGUAGGAUCCUUGGAUUGCGGUGCAACUGCAGGUAUGAGCAGUAUCCCUUCUUCACCGGACCUUCUCUGCUGUAG